Molecule: messenger RNA, 549 nt
Organism: Malassezia restricta
Lineage: Eukaryota; Fungi; Basidiomycota; Malasseziomycetes; Malasseziales; Malasseziaceae
Product: U3 small nucleolar ribonucleoprotein IMP3
Exons: 1
Coding region: 1-549 (182 amino acids)
Biological process (GO): rRNA processing
Cellular component (GO): Mpp10 complex; small ribosomal subunit; small-subunit processome
Molecular function (GO): structural constituent of ribosome; snoRNA binding; rRNA binding
Source: RefSeq, a predicted model, not a curated record
AUGCGUCAGCUCAAGUUUCACGAGCGAAAGCUGCUCAAGAAGCACGACUUUUUGCAAUGGCGCAAUGAACACAACAUUCGUGAGAUCCAGGUCAUGCGAAGAUACCAUAUUCAAGAUCGCGACGACUAUCACAAAUACAACGUACUUGUCGGGAAAACACGGCAAUUGGCGCUGCGUCUCUCGACGCUGCCCGCCACGGAUUCCUUCCGCGCUCAGCAUGAAUCCAUGCUGCUGAACAAGCUGUAUGAUAUGGGCUUGCUCGAUACGGGCGCAAAAAUGAGUGACAUCAUGGAACGCCUGAAUGUCAGCGCUUUUUGUCGACGACGUCUGCCUGUGGUCAUGGUGCGCCUUCAUAUGAGUGAGAGUGUGUCGCAAGCCGUCAAAUACGUCGAACAAGGCCAUGUACGCGUGGGACCUGACACGAUCAAUGAUCCUGCUUUCCUCGUGACUCGAUCAAUGGAGGACUUUGUAACGUGGGUGGAUACGUCCAAGAUUCGGCGUGCGAUUGCGAACUACAACGACGAGCUCGACGACUUCGAUUUGCUAUGA